This is a messenger RNA of Metopolophium dirhodum (rose-grain aphid), 2056 nucleotides long. RefSeq names its product WW domain-containing adapter protein with coiled-coil (gene wcy). The record is from RefSeq and is a predicted model, not a curated record. The transcript is spliced from 12 exons. Gene Ontology annotation, molecular function: chromatin binding; RNA polymerase II complex binding. Gene Ontology annotation, biological process: positive regulation of TORC1 signaling; regulation of autophagy. Gene Ontology annotation, cellular component: nucleus. The coding region runs from base 207 to 1808 and encodes 533 amino acids. NCBI's taxonomy places the organism in Eukaryota, Metazoa, Arthropoda, Insecta, Hemiptera, Aphididae.
UUCACCCCGUCUAAUGUCUAAAUGUUUUUUUCCUUUUCACUCCAUUUUAUUACAUUUUACUAUUGGUCUCUUUCAUGGCGUCCGGUUACGAUUAAAGAUUCUUACGUCUGAUUGAGCCCCAGAACCACCGACACGUCCGCCUACAUUUAUCGUUAACGAUAUAAUUCCAUAGCCGGGCGGUGAAUUUUCACAGAUAAUCGGCAUUGAUGGUAAUGCAUGCGAGGAAACUUCAAAGGAUUAGUGAUGGGUAUUAUGACAAGAACCCGUCCCAUCAGUAUCAGAAUUCCAAAUAUUUAGUUUCAAAAAAUUCUAGCAGUGAUCAAAAGUAUGGCAGUGUUAGGGGAAAUGGUACCUCGUAUCCAAGUCCUAGCCGAGGAAGUCCAUCGCGAGAUCGAUCAUACUCUAGCAAAAGUUCAUAUCAUUCUCAAAAAAGUCACAGAGAUAAGGAGAGAGAUUCUCGAGACUAUAAAUCUAGGAAUAGUGAUAAAUAUUCUGAUUAUAGUAGGUCACCAAAAGAUAGACGAAGUAGAGAUGAAUAUAGAACAAACCAUGAUCGGAUUAGUCCGGAAAAAAUGGUUGUUCAUUCUGUGAAGUGGUCAAAUUCUAGGGAUUCUAGAGAUUCUAGAGAAUCUGGUCAACGAAAAGUUGUUCAUAGCUCUUGUCAGAGUAGCAGCAGUAGUAGUAAUAACCGCGAAUCCAGGUCUGGCGGAAGUUCGACUGUCACUAAAGUUGGUGAUUGGUCUGAACACACAAGUUCUUCAGGCAAAAAAUACUAUUAUAAUUGUAAAACCGAAGUAUCCCAAUGGGAUCAGCCAAGAGAAUGGUUAGAAGCUUAUCCAGCGUCUCAACCUUCUCGAACACAAUACCACCAUGACAAACAUUCCAAUAACUCUAUGAUGAGAUCAUCAUCAAUGAGCAAUCAUGUGAACAAAGUUUCACAACAGUCCUCUCAACAACAAGUUAAUUCUACAAGUAGACCAACUCACCAUCAAAAAGAUGCUUAUUGGAACCAAAUGCGAAGUAAUAAUCUUCCAAUAAAUGUCUCGCAAUCUCAUCAUGUGUCUGAGUGUAAUGUAGAUAGACUUGAACAAGAUGGGCCAACAAUAAUCAAUUCCUGCGAUUCUUCGCAAACCCAAGAUAUGGAAUUGUGUAGUGGUGACAGCACUCCAACUUCGGAAAAGUCCUUCCAACUAUCAAAUGUACCUGCACAAAGGCACAGUUCUUCUACUCCUCAAUCACAAGUAAAGGGAGCUGAAGUUAACAGUGAACCGUGUGAAAGAACAAAUGUUGAUGUUGGAUCAACAACACCACCAUUAUCAAAUAUAACUCAGAAUUUAGUUGAUUCGUCAACAACCAAUAAUGUUACUGAACGAAGUCCACCCACUCCUGCGAGCACAGAAACUAAUAAUACCCAAGAAGUUAAAGGAAGUCCUGUAACAAGCCAUGCUGAACAAGUUGUCCAAGUCAACAAUGUAAUGAGUUACAGGCAGCUUGGAACAACAACGUCUCCCGUCAUGUCAAAUUUUGUACGUGAUGAUUUAACAUCACAUGUUAAAUCAUGGCCAGCUGAUAUUUUAGCAAAACAGGCACAAAAAUUAAAUGAAGAAGCCCAUAUAUUAGGAAGUGUACACUGUUCACGAGUAUCUGCAGAACUAAAAUAUGCAAGAUCUAUUGUUCGUUUGACUGAAGUGCAAGCAUCCUUACUAGAACACAAGGUGUUAUUUUUACAGCAACAAAUUAAAACUUUAGAAAAAUUAAAAUCUGAAAAUUCAUUUAUGGGUGAAGGAGAUGAAGGAAGGACAACUUAAAUAUACUAUGGCAAGUGUUUUGUUAUUUAAAUAGUUGUCAACUUUACCAUAAGUGACCGCAAACAUUUUUUUUUGUUAUGUUGAUUUUUUACAAACUUUUUAUAAUUUUGUUUCUGGGUCUCGAGACCAAAAAUAUGUUCCAAUUGUUAGGUAUUUGGUAUUCUUUAUUUAUCACUCAAGUUUUUUUUUUUAAUUAUAGCUGUCUGACUUUUAUAUUAAUUUAAAUACAGGUACUUACUAAGUACUAA